Porites evermanni is the source of this 5874-nucleotide messenger RNA. The record is from the annotation of a GenBank genome assembly. NCBI's taxonomy places the organism in Eukaryota, Metazoa, Cnidaria, Anthozoa, Scleractinia, Poritidae.
AUGUAUCAUCACAGCCUUCGUCAAGAUGUCUUUAUAAAGGAAGAGCACCAUUAUUUAAACGUUCCUAAAGUUGGAACAUUCACAGUGUAUGACAGCCUUGACUGCACCUUUGAAUGCCUUGGCAAUCCUUCCUGUUUGUCCUUCAACCUGGCAGCUUACAAAGGAGCAGAUGGAAAGUUGCGGUGUGAGUUGUUAUCCUCAGAAAAGUACAGCAAUCCUGAGGAAUAUAAAAGGAACGAGAGUUUUCAUCACUUUUCCAUCAAGGUGGGGUAAAAUCUUUGCACAGAGUUUAUUAAAGUGAGAUAUUUUUUGAUAUCCCAGUCUAUGCGAUUUUUAAUAACCUGUCACGAACACGAAUCGACGUAAAAGUGACUACUGCACCUAACAAGUCGGGGUUAUUCAGUCGAAUGUCACUUUCUCACCGAUCAUUUUUUUCUGCAAUCAACACUUUUACGCAAUAAAAAUUACCUUAAUUAUAUGGCAUUUGACAUCGACCUUUUUUAAAAUUAUUUCAGACUCCAUGCAUGUCAUCACCUUGCCAAAACGGAGGCACCUGUGUAGCGAACUACAAGUAUCACUCGUUUGACUGCCGUUGCAAAGAAGGAUUUUAUGGAGAAUUUUGUGAAAAAGGUAAUUGAUAUUCAGACCGGGGCCCCCGUUCAAGACAGGACAUUUAUCUGGGAACAUUUUUAAGGCGUUGUGACGUUUACGUCAACAUUGAUGUUACCAUGGCAACCGAGUUUUGACAGCCAUGUGUUUCAAAAUUUGCAUUUUCUUUAAAAAAUAGGUUUUAUUUCUUUUUUUUUUUACUCAUUGAAUUAUUACGUUAUCUACUUCUUUUUUUUCAGUUGCCAAGUCAUGCCAAGACGCUUAUAAUCAGCUCACAGAAAAGUGAGUAAACCUAUGCAAUUUGUGUUGCAGAGAAUGUAGAUAUCACUUAAUUAAUUGUUAGAAUUUGUAUCUUGGCUGAUGGAUUCUAUUUCUGCCUCUAUUCUCCACUCUGGAAACUUAGGGUUAUUAGAGACCUAAACUCGUAAAAACUGUUGAAUUUUUAAAACAAAUGAUUGGUACUGUUCAGAUAAUAAAAACCAUAAACUAUGAACACUACUAUCCUGCACUGAAAGCCCUCCACCAAAAGAAGUUGUUGAUAAAAUGCAGUUGAACGCCUCCCUUUCGCUUAAUACGAACACCUGUAUAAAACGGAUGGUUCGUUUGUACCCACAAAAAGUUCAGAUAUUUCAGUGCUCAUAAGUUAACCUGGUUAAUAUGGAAAACGAACACUUUUCUGUGUCCCGAGUCUCAAACUGUCAUAUAAUAAUUACCGUAAACUCCCUCGGGAGGUCCUCAAUAAAGUUUUAUACGGGGAAGCUCUGCCCCGAGGUCCAACUCCUUACCUUUUACGCCUGUCAUUUUUGCAGAAAAGGUACUUCUUUCGUAUCCCAUUCCAUCCCUUUUGGAAAUUUAGAUUGGACUGAGACUGUACUGAAUUCCAUUCAUUUAUUUUUGUAAGAAAGAGCGAACCUUUUUUUUUUUUACAACCAGUUAAAGUACAUUCCAUUUUCUCUCUCCGACAAUUGGGAGCUGGAAAAAUUAAAAUGAGAUUUCAUUUUGUACAGGUUGAACGUGACUCAGUUGGUCACUCUCCUCGUUGACUCCAAACUAUUUUCAGUUCUCUGUCACUUUGGAAAUUUUGGAUGCGGAGAUGGAGGAUGGACACCGGUCAUGAAGAUGGACGGCAACAAGAUAAGACAUUUGUGUACGUUUUCCCUUAGUUUGGCGACGAGAGUGGAAAAAAAUGUGUUAUUAAUAAUUAAAUACAUGCAGGUUUACCGCCGUCAGCGGUAAUUUCAAUUAUCCUAGCCUGUGAUUACAGCCGUUUCUCCUUGCUCCUCGUCGCUAGGUACGUUUCAUCAGGAGGAACGUCUGCACCUCAGCGACAGAAAUUCCAUACUAAUGACGUAAGAUUGUAAAAUUUUCUGGGGGAGCAUAAACCCAGCCUCCGAGUUUGAAGCGCCCGCGGCACUCUAACUUUUCUUCUCGUUGGUACAUGCUAAGUCCCUGGAUCUGAAAGAUUUAAGUAUUGAGAACACCUUUAAGCUUCUGGAAUAUCUCGGUCAGUAGCAGAGGUCAUCCGCCCUUCCUGUCAGACGAUGUGAAGGUUUUUAUCAAAACACGGAAGCCUGGUCUCUGUACUUGCCAAUACGCGAGAGUUAUUAAAGAUAAUUAUAUUCAAUUCGGCAUUUUUCAAUCGCCCCAGACCAACUAAUGAUUACGGAGUGCAGUACUUGUUUACUUUUUAUUCUAUCGGUAACCUGUGUCAGGCUCUUAGAUAGUAGGGACAUCAGUGCCUUUGUAUGGGUGUUUCCGACGAAAUCGAACGCGAACACCGCCAUUGGUUGCGCUGAGCUUGCCAGUAGCGUUACCACGCAAAAAAAUGCUCAAUAUGCGAAGUAGUUUACUAUGCCUUUUGUGUGCCUUCCCUUAAUUAAUAUGUGUAAGGGUCGAGUCUAUGACGUCACCCAUUGUUAUAACCAAGGGAAAAAGUGCCUUCCUCCAUACUAAUGAGGGUCUUCCUGCAUACUAAUUCGGUAUAGGUUUAAUAAUGAGUGUCUCCCUUAUUCAAUAGAAAUAAUAGACUUGCCUAGACUUGCCCGGUAAGUAACUUGAGCCCGGUUUUCGGACCGUCUAUUAAAAGGAAAAUAGGAGCGAUCACCUAGCAACGCGAGAAACGGCUUCCUAUAUCUUAUUUAGCGCUAAAACUCGGAUAUAUAUACAAAACACACGCACAUAUACACAAAUUGGAGCUGAAAACGCUGUAUUUCAAGUUUGUCUGACUAUUACAGAACCGUUUCUCCCAUCUGUCUCGAGGAAAUAAAAAACUAUUUAAGUCUCAGCGUUUCACGCACCGUUAGUCAGUUAAUUAUGCGAGUUCACAAGCCCACCGUUGCAUACAAAUUAUUCUGCAAUAAAAAACCCAAGAGAGAACCUUGACUCAUUAUUAUAAAAACAAUAAAAACAUAAAAUAACUUAACAAGGAUCAAUUGAAACACGCGACUCAUAAAUGUUAGCAAUAAAAUCAGACACGAGAUUUCGUUUUAAAAACCAAUAACAAAAGGAGUCAAAUACACAGCGAUUUGAAAGGAAAAGGAAUGAAAAAUUAAUCCUUUGACUGACUAUUACAAAUCAGUUUUCUCCGUUGUAUUUGAUAGAUAGAUAGAUAGACUGCGAUAGAUAGAUAGAUAGAUAGAUAGAUAGAUAGAUAGAUAGAUAGAUAGAUAGAUAGAUACUUUAUUAUAAACACCAUUGCAGCCAUAGGCUGAAUCACGGGAUAUUUACAAAUACUGAUGAUAACAAAGAGAAAAUUAAAUAAGAAAAAUUAUCUACAUCUUAUAGACAUGGCUAAAAAUAAAACUUUUCUUCAAACGCUCGGUUUUACAUAGGGGGAGAGUGAAAUCACUUUUGCGUCUCAGAGCAUAUUUACAACUCUUCCUUUGGGGAGGAGGCUAUGGAGACUGUGGGUGGGGUUACAGACGUAACCGAGGAAUAAUGAAUAAGGAAUAAUAAAGGAAUAAUAGAUAAUCCUUCAGUGUCUACACAAUUUCCUUAUGGCCUCUAAGCCAAGAGUUCGACUUUUUUUGUUUCUUUCGGUUUGUCUUGUCCUUUGUAGUUGUUCUUUUAGCUUUUGCUUUAAAGGAGGCUUCAUUUAUUCGUGAUCUAGACAGUUCGUACACUGUUUCUUGUGUCUGCACUGGAUUGCGAGUACUAGUUGAGUGAUUUUUUCCGGAAUUAUCCGCUCCACUUUCGUAAACGACGACUUUCACUUUAGGUUGCAGUUUCGCCUCUUGUAAAUACUGUCUUAGCUGCAUGUGGUCUAACUGAUGAACAUCCGCGAGAUGGUUAGCUAAUCUGACAAGGUACUUCGCCCCGCACAAUGAAAUCGGACAGUUUCUGCAAACUCUCUUGUAAACCAUGUAGCCUGACAGCUCGAUGACUGAAUACAAAUGACAUCUUCAUCGCAAAUAGUCAUGUUAUAUAGAAUGUCAGAAAGGCCAAACACAAGCCAGAAAGGCCAUAACCAGGCCUGAAAGGCCAAAACCAGGCCAAAAGGGACAAAAGGAGACAAACGGGCCAUUUCUAGUCAUGUGUCUUUAUUUUUUCUCAGACACACGCGUGGGUGUCGCGCAUCGCUAGUCACGCAACACCUCUCAACAUUGGAAUCAUCAUCUUUAUUAAGUGUAAUCACAAAUAACAGUGCCUAAUUAAAAAGGGUUUGACCGUGAAUAAGUAAUUUCAGAUUAGUAAUUUUCAAUUACACAAGAUGAAGACUAGUCCAAGUAUGAAUGUUAUAGAAUUAUUUUUUUCCUGGACCUUUGUAUUGAUGCGUUUCAAUAAAAACUGUAAACAACCACACUUUAAGAGUGUUUUAUUGCUGACCUGAAAAUAAUAACAAUAAUAGUAAACUUGUACAAUAAAUAAAACAAAUCUGAAAUUACUAAUUGAAAAUUACUAACUAGGAACUAGACAGAGACUGAGUUAAGUUAUGCGGGUGAUUCAGUAACAAGAUCUUAAUUCUGGAUUGGUAGGAAUAUAAGGAGGGGGCGUCGCGAAUUCAAUGUUGUACACAUCAGUAAUUUAACGUUCAAUUAAUUUGACGGCCAAGUACUUGUUUCUCUCACAGCAAACUUUUAACUACAGUUCCACUCUCUGGAGCAACAAAGAAACCUUUAACCUUGACGGAGGGAANCAUAACCAGGCCUGAAAGGCCAAAACCAGGCCAAAAGGGACAAAAGGAGACAAACGGGCCAUUUCUAGUCAUGUGUCUUUAUUUUUUCUCAGACACACGCGUGGGUGUCGCGCAUCGCUAGUCACGCAACACCUCUCAACAUUGGAAUCAUCAUCUUUAUUAAGUGUAAUCACAAAUAACAGUGCCUAAUUAAAAAGGGUUUGACCGUGAAUAAGUAAUUUCAGAUUAGUAAUUUUCAAUUACACAAGAUGAAGACUAGUCCAAGUAUGAAUGUUAUAGAAUUAUUUUUUUCCUGGACCUUUGUAUUGAUGCGUUUCAAUAAAAACUGUAAACAACCACACUUUAAGAGUGUUUUAUUGCUGACCUGAAAAUAAUAACAAUAAUAGUAAACUUGUACAAUAAAUAAAACAAAUCUGAAAUUACUAAUUGAAAAUUACUAACUAGGAACUAGACAGAGACUGAGUUAAGUUAUGCGGGUGAUUCAGUAACAAGAUCUUAAUUCUGGAUUGGUAGGAAUAUAAGGAGGGGGCGUCGCGAAUUCAAUGUUGUACACAUCAGUAAUUUAACGUUCAAUUAAUUUGACGGCCAAGUACUUGUUUCUCUCACAGCAAACUUUUAACUACAGUUCCACUCUCUGGAGCAACAAAGAAACCUUUAACCUUGACGGAGGGAAAACUGGGUUUGACUUGCAGGAGACCAAACUUCCCUCCUACUGGAACAUAUCCUUCUCCAAGAUCUGCCUCGGUAUGAAGAUCAAUGACAACCAGCCCAAGUUUAUUGUUAUCAACAAGCAGGCGAACUCCUUCUACUCUCUGAUCACUGAUGGCCAAUACCGCGCCACCUCAUUGGGUCGUGACACGUGGAAGUUGCUGAUUGGUUCUGAUGCCUCUUUGCAGCUCAGCUGUAACAAGGAAGGGUUCAAUGUUGUUAGUGAUAAUCCUGGUAAAUCCAAAGCAAGAAUCGGGAUCAUUAGUAACGACCAAGACCAUUGCGUCUCUUGCAACUCUAGAAUUGGAUUUGGCACAGGUGGAAAGCCUGAUGAGAGCAACUCAUGUGGAAACGAGGCUAGCAAAGAGUCAGAUAAAGGUAGAAAACAUAUUAAGACAAUGGGAUAUAUUUUGGUGCAGUAA